Molecule: messenger RNA, 2715 nt
Organism: Mizuhopecten yessoensis (Yesso scallop)
Lineage: Eukaryota; Metazoa; Mollusca; Bivalvia; Pectinida; Pectinidae
Product: non-POU domain-containing octamer-binding protein-like
Exons: 8
Coding region: 84-1952 (622 amino acids)
Biological process (GO): regulation of DNA-templated transcription
Cellular component (GO): nucleus
Molecular function (GO): RNA binding
Source: RefSeq, a predicted model, not a curated record
UUAUUAACAUAAAGCGUGCUGCCAUUUUGGAUUGUAAAGGGAACAAAGACGCGUCAGAAGAGUCCAAACCAUUCCUUAUCAAUAUGUCGGAAAAAACAGCAGCAAAACCUGCCACGCCUGCUAAGAAAGAACUAACAGAUACCAAGACCCCAACGCCGAACAAAAAUAAGCCCCAACAGGAUGGUAACAUCAACAAACAUCAAGAACAGAACAGAAGCCGCGGCGGUGGUGGCGGCGGUGACCGAGGUGGACAUGGUGGACCCCAACGCCGUGGUGGCGGAGGAGGAGGAGGUCGGGGACGUUUCAACAAUAAUCGUAACUUUUCUCAGGGUGGCGACCGUCAUUCUAAUAUGGGACACAAAAAUCAGCCACCACAAGAUACGGACCACAACGAAGAUGGACCAAAAGAAGAUCCGAAAUUCACAGGAAGAUGUCGUCUUUUUGUCGGAAACCUGACACCUGAUAUUACUGAAGAAGAGUUCAGGGGGAUGUUCACUAAAUUUGGUGAAAUAUCAGAACUCUUUGUCAACGGCGCCAAAGGAUUUGGGUUCAUUCGCAUGGACUACAGAAACAAUGCUGAAGCAGCAAAGGCAGCUUUGGAUGGAACACAGAGAAAGGGUCGCAGUCUGAGAGUACGAUUUGCAAACCAUGGAGCUGCUAUCCGAGUCAAGAAUCUGUCUCCAUUUGUAUCUAAUGAACUGAUGUACCAGUCUUUUUCCCAGUUUGGUGACAUUGAAAGGGCCAUUGUUUGUGUGGAUGAUAGAGGGAGGUCUUCUGGAGAGGGAAUUGUAGAGUUUGCCAGAAAACCAGGUGCCAGCCAAGCUAUGAAGAGAAUCAAUGAAGGAGUUUUCCUUAUGUCUUCGUACCCAAGACCUGUUUUUGUGGAGCCUUUGGAACAGAAGGAUGAAGAAGAUGGUCUUCCAGAAAAAUUCUUGCCGAGAAAUGAACAUUGCAGAAAAGACAGAGAAAAGGAGCCUAGGUUUGCUCCACCAGGAUCUUUUGAAUACAGAUUUGCACAAAGGUGGAAGGAAUUGGAUGAACUGGAGAAACAGCAGCAUGAAAGAGUGAAGCAAGAAAUGGAAGAUGCAAGAAUCAAGUUGGAGGCAGAGAUGGAGGGUGCGAUGUAUGAGUACCAAGCUGAACAAAUCAGAGCAGACUUGGUAAGACAGCAAGAAGAACUCCAAAGAAUUGAAGAAAUGAGACAGGAACAGAUGAGGCGUAGACAAGAAAUGGACAUGCGUAAUGACACUUAUUUCAGGCGUCAGGAGGAUAGCAGGAUGGUUAGAGAAGAAGAAGAAAGACGCAGAGAGAUGAUAAUGAGGGGAGAAGGAAGUGGUAUGAGAGGAGGAAGAGGGCCAAUGGACAGUCACCGAAGCAGUCAGAUGGAACAGCAAGGAGGACUGAGAGGCGAAGGAAUGCGAGGUGAUGGUAUGCGUGGUGAAGGCUUGCGCGGUGAAGGUAUGAGGGGUGAAGGACAACGUGGGCGCUCUGGAGUACCCCCACCUGUUCCACCACCUCCAGCCCCUCCUGCUGCCAUGGGCAUUGAAAAUAGGCAACAGAAUGAGGGAUCCAUAGUAAGUGGAUUUGGAGGAUCUGGUGGAAAUGUUGGAGGAGGUGGAGGUGUAGGCGGCAGCCAAGGGUCGAUGCAAGGUCAAAGCCAGGGAAUGGGAGGUCAAGGCCAGGGAAUGCAGCGCCAGUCAAGAUUUGAUCAACAAGGUGGUAACUACGGAAAUGGAAACUUUGGGGGUCGUGGGGGUUUAGGUGGCCAGGGUGGGGGCAUGUCUGGAGGAAGUGGAGGCGGUGGUAUGCAGGGGGGUAACAACAUGUAUGGAGGUGGGGGUAUGAGUGGAAACAUGGGAGGCGGUCGUGGUGGUAUGAAUGAACGCAGACGCCAGGAGGCUGGAGGACCCAGAGACGACUAUGGAGAUAUGAAGAGAAUGCGUCGCUAUUAAAUCUUUAAUCAUUUUGUGGCUAUUGAUAACUUUGCAGGCUAAGAAAUAUGAAAUACUGCAAGGAAAGUCGCCUCUUUAGAUAACAGUCUUUAUGGCCGUUAGUUAUGCUGCCAAACAGUGAAAAUGAUCAAGAGCAAAUACCAGAUAAAUGACCUGACAUAAUAUUGUGAACAAUACAUGGAGACACUUGGGAAAUGAUGGAGAUAGUGUUACUGGAAAGAACACAGUUUCAAUAUGUGUGCAUUGAUUUGAUUUAAAGAAAAUACAUGCACUAUAAAAACAUGAACAUAGACAUUGAAUUAUUUUUAAACAUGAACUUGGAGUAGGCAUUCUAUUUUGAUAACCACUGGUUUCUUUUAUCAUGAGAAAAUCUUUUAUCAUGAGAAAAUGCUAGUUACAUAUAUCUGUAAAUGUGUGUCCCUUUUUUCUGAAUUUCUAUCAAGUGACAUCAUUGUAAUAUAAUCAUUUCUAUGUUGUGUUGUGUUCGUUAUCGUUUUAAUUCCAUGUAUCAUUUUAUUCUUGUUUCAAAUUUGGACAAGAAUCCAUAAUCAUGUAUAUUUGAAUAGAUUUACAAGAGAUAGCACUUACUAUUCUCAAUAAUGGUCUCCCAUACUGAUGUUCUUUUAUUAGUUCAUAAGCAAAGACAUUGUAUAUAUUCAUAUAAUUUCGUAUUAAUACCCCAACAACUGUUUUAUUAUUUGUGAAUGUAUCUAUUGAUCAUAUAGAAAAAUGUCGAAAUAAAUAAAAAUAUUGUACCUGUAAA